Thalassophryne amazonica is the source of this 3692-nucleotide messenger RNA. Its product is annotated as serine/threonine-protein phosphatase 4 regulatory subunit 3-like. Gene Ontology annotation, molecular function: protein phosphatase activator activity. The transcript is spliced from 16 exons. Lineage: Eukaryota; Metazoa; Chordata; Actinopteri; Batrachoidiformes; Batrachoididae. The record is from RefSeq and is a predicted model, not a curated record. Gene Ontology annotation, cellular component: protein phosphatase 4 complex; nucleoplasm. Gene Ontology annotation, biological process: DNA damage response; protein dephosphorylation. The coding region runs from base 292 to 2667 and encodes 791 amino acids.
UGACGUCGAAUAGAAGAAGGAGAUCGGAUUACAAGAUGGCGUGUGGUGGAUGUUAGCGCAGAGGCCGAUAGAGUUGUUGUGUUUUCUCAGAGUUUUAUUGAUGUUAUGACAUUUUGUUUACGUGGUUUAUCGUGGUGAGCCUUAUAUGUUAACGUAAUAGAAGCCUGUGUAUUUCGCUGCUAUCGUGAGCUUUCCUCAGACGUGCGCGUGUAACAUGCGGCUAAAAAUAAAGUUAACAGGUCGAGGCUAGGACAACAGAUAGCUAGGCUGUUAGCGCUAACGCUGUUAACCAUGUCGGACACUCGGCGGCGAGUCAAAGUCUACACGCUGAAUGAGGACCGACAGUGGGACGAUCGGGGAACCGGACACGUUUCGUCUACCUUUGUUGAACGGCUGAGGGGAAUAUCUUUAUUAGUUCGAGCCGAGUCGGACGGAUCACUACUGUUGGAGUCGAAGAUUAGCCCCAAUACAGCAUAUCAGAAACAACAGGACACUCUUAUUGUCUGGUCAGAAGCUGAAAAUUAUGACCUGGCACUAAGUUUCCAGGAAAAAGCUGGUUGCGAUGAAAUAUGGGAAAAGAUUUGCCAGGUGCAGGGUAAGGACCCCACUCUCGAUAUCACUCAGGAUCCCAUUGACGAGUCGGAGGAGGAGCGGUUUGAAGAAAUUCCUGAAACCAGCCACUUAGUGGAGCUUCCUGCAUGCGAGUUAAGUCGACUGGAGGAGAUUGCUGACUUGGUUACCUCUGUUCUUUCCUCACCUAUUCGGAGGGAGAAACUUGCCUUAGCUCUCAUGAAUGAGGGGUACAUCAAGAAGCUACUGGGACUCUUCCGUGUAUGUGAGGACCUGAAUAACAGGGAAGACCUACAUCACCUGUAUGAGAUUGUGCGUGGUGUCUUAUUCCUCAAUAAAGCGUCCCUUUUUGACGUGAUGUUCUCUGAUGACUGUAUCAUGGAUGUGGUCGGUUGCCUUGAGUAUGAUCCAGCCCUGGUUCAGCCGAAACGCCAUCGGGAUUUCUUGACCAAAACGGCAAAAUUUAAGGAGGUGAUUCCAAUCACGGACUGUGAGCUGAGGCAGAAGAUCCACCAAACCUACCGUGUGCAGUACAUCCAGGACAUCAUCCUGCCCACACCAUCUGUCUUUGAGGAGAACUUUCUCUCCACACUCACCUCUUUCAUCUUUUUCAACAAGGUGGAGAUUGUCAGUAUGUUGCAGGAGGAUGAGAAGUUCUUAACAGAGGUGUUUGCACAGCUCACAGAUGAUGCCACAGAGGACAGUAAAAGGAGAGAGCUUGUGAACUUUGUCAAGGAAUUCUGUGCUUUUUCACAGACGUUGCAGCCACAAAACAGGGAUGCUUUCUUCAAAACUCUGGCAAAUCUAGGAAUUUUACCAGCUCUUGAAAUAGUCAUGGGAAUGGAUGAUCUGCAGGUGAGGGCAGCAGCUACAGACAUCUUCUCUUACCUGGUGGAGUUCAGCCCAUCCAUGGUCAGAGAGUUUGUCAUGCAGGAACCACAGCAGACAGAUGACGAUGUUCUUCUGAUAAAUGUUGUGAUCAAGCAGAUGAUUUGUGACUCUGACCCUGAGCUGGGAGGGGCUGUCCAGCUGAUGGGUCUGCUCAGGACACUCAUUGACCCUGAGAACAUGCUGGCAUCCACCAAUAAAACAGAGAAGACAGAGUUUCUGGGUUUCUUCUAUAAAUACUGCAUGCAUGUGCUGACUGCGCCUCUGCUGGCCAACACUGCACAUGACAACAAAACAAAAGAGCUGCCAGAGGGAUCAACUAAGAUCAACCCAGUGUGUCCAGACAAUUUCCAGACUGCUCAGCUGCUGGCACUGAUCCUGGAGCUUCUGACCUUUUGUGUGGAGCACCACACCUACCACAUCAAAACUUACAUCAUGAACAAAGACUUGCUCAGGAGAGUUCUCGUGCUCAUGAACUCAAAACAUACCUUCCUCGCUCUUUGUGCCCUGCGUUUUAUGCGCCGGAUUAUUGGCCUGAAGGACGAAUACUACAACCGCUACAUCAUCAAAGGCAACCUUUUUGAGCCUGUCAUCAAUGCCCUGCUGGACAAUGGCACCAGAUACAACCUGCUCAAUUCAGCCAUCAUAGAACUCUUUGAAUUCAUUAAAGUGGAGGACGUCAAGUCCCUUAUCGCUCAUAUUGUGGAUAACUUCUACAAAGCACUUGAAUCCAUUGAAUACGUUCAGACCUUCAAGGGCCUGAAAGGUCGUUACGAGCAGGAGAAAGACAGACAGAGUCAGAGACUCAGCAGGUAUCGUAGAGAUGCACGGUCCUUGGAUGAGGAUGAGGAGUUGUGGUUCAAUGAUGAUGAAGAUGAUGACGACAGCGAGGCUGUGGAGAAGAGCCGAAUGGAUGAUGACUUUUCUGACAGCUACGGCAAGUACAUGGAGGCCAAAAAAGGAGCUGCUAAUAGCACUAAUGGUGCCAACAACAGCGGGAAAGCUGCUGUGAUCCCACCCACCUCACCAGCUGUCCCUCCGAACAGUUCAGCGUCCUCAAUCAAGACGGUUGCGCUUCCUGCCACACCCGUAGUAAAGACCGCAUUGGUCGGUUUGGUGGACUACCCUGAUGACGAAGAGGAGGAGGAGGAGGAUGAUGGUGAUGAGGAGGAGGAGUCUCCAAGGAAGCGGCCCCGUCUGAGCUCUUAAGACUGUCCUCCGUACAGUUGUGAUGGACAUGGAGCCGCACCACCUCUGGUCGUGUUGUUGGUCCUUGUUACUGCCUGUUGGUCUGAGACCGAGGACCCUGAGGGAGGAAAUGGUUUCCACUUCACUCUGCUUCCCCUCAUGUCUGCUCCUCUUUUCUCUUUGUGAUAAGAGAUAAAUACAGGUUUUCUCUUUUUAUUGCAAGUGAUCCCCCCGUUUUACGCACUCAACAUGCAGCUCCUCCUGGAGGUCCAGACGUUUUAUUCUUUCUAGGAGAAAUCUGAUCAUCUUUACUUCAUGUAUGCCCUCACCCCCAAUUGUGUUUCACAUCUUACUCUUGUCCAGAGGCUACAGUGGAAAAUACAGUGCCAAGGUGUUCCCCAGAUCUGUUGCCAUAGCAGCAGUUGCAAGGAAGCUGCAGCACAUUGCCCUCGUGUGUUCUGAUUGGACCACUCCCCUCAUGUUCUCUCAGAAGCAGAACCAAUGAGCUGGACUGACAACAGGGAGGCAGAACACAAGCGGCUGGCGUGUGAACUGUUCGAGAUCCAGUCAGGCUAGCAGGACUAGCCGCCGCCGUUUCAGUAGCGCUUGACUGGUGGAAGGUGCCGUGGAGGGAUUCAGGGAGUGCAGACAAAUAAAACAAAACAUUUAAACACAUGGGAACAAAGAAAUGACAAAUUGUACCAGAAAACAGCAGGGAGGGUUUGUCCCAGAGGACCAGGACUCAACCUUCCACAGCCACGACGUCCGUUUAUACAACACGUGCGAGCACACACGAACGCACAGCUCGACUGUGUCAUCCACAGAUCCUGUAUUUCACAAAUUUAUUAAAAAUACUAUACAGAUGUUUUCUUUUUAAAUAUUUGUUCUCGACCUGAUUUUGAAAGGGCAGAAAAGGUGUUUUGUUUUUCACAAAAGGCGGGGUCACUGUUCACCCUUUGAUUCAAUGUAAAAUGCAGGAAAGUUGCAAAUGUUGGUUUUAAAGAUAUUGAAACUGCAGUAAAGUAAUUUUGCAGCCAAAGUCUGAA